AUGUCAGGGAAGGUAGAUGAUCUCUAUCUGCCCAAUGCAGUUAUCUUACGGAUUAUCCGUGACUCCUUGCCUGAUCGCACAGUGGUCAGUCGUGAGGCGCGGUCUGCCAUUAGCAAAGCGGCCAGUUCUUUCAUCCUCUAUGUGACCUCCUUGGCUAGCACGCACUGCGAAGCUGCCAAACGGAAGACGCUGGCAGUUGGAGACAUUCUUGCUGCAUUGAAGGACAUGCAAUUCGAACACUACAUUGUAGAGCUCCAGACGUUUCUGGAACGUAAGUUGGCUGAAAUAGCAUUGGGUACACAGUUGGGGGCGAGAUGGACAAAGUGGUUAAAGCGCGAAUUUACUGACCGGAAGGUCCGUGGUUCGAAUCCGACCUCCGCCUCUCGACUUCCCCUGUCUAGGCUUGGGCGACCUGGCAGUAUCCCAGCCCUCGUGCUUCCUUCGUGUGGCAUGGCAGCUAGGCACCGAAAGCGUGCUACAGUUGGGACGUUAACGCAGUUGGACCAUUCGCACCGUACACCAGCAACCUCAUUCUCCAUCUACUGGUGUGCAAGAUGGCCCAAGUGGUUACAGCGCGAAUUUACUGACCGCAAGGUCCGUGGUUCGAAUCCGACAUCUGCCUCUCGACUUCCCUGUCUAGGCUUGGGCAACCUGGCAGUAUCCCAGCUCUCGUGCUUCCUUCGGCUGGCAUGGCGGCUAGGCACCAAAAGGGUGCUUCUGCUGAACGGUUCCAUCUACUGGUCUCGAUCCACAUAA
This is a messenger RNA of Opisthorchis viverrini, 756 nucleotides long. RefSeq lists its product as hypothetical. The record is from RefSeq and is a predicted model, not a curated record. Gene Ontology annotation, cellular component: CHRAC; epsilon DNA polymerase complex. Gene Ontology annotation, molecular function: protein heterodimerization activity; chromatin DNA binding. Bases 1 to 756 code for a protein of 251 amino acids. Gene Ontology annotation, biological process: DNA damage response; heterochromatin formation; leading strand elongation. The transcript has 4 exons. NCBI's taxonomy places the organism in Eukaryota, Metazoa, Platyhelminthes, Trematoda, Opisthorchiida, Opisthorchiidae.